UCUGCCUUUGAGGUCAUUUGAGUCAUUCUCAAAGGAUGGCUUGGUGAGGAAACCCACACGUAGUUCUUUGCCUACCCUGGGGGACUGGUCUUUGUCUGUGGCAGAUAGGAUUGGUGGCCAGGAUUUUUCAUCGUCCACUGAUCUUGCGUUUUUGUGAUGAGACGAGAAACCAAAGAAAGAGGCUGCCUGGAGAGGAAGGAAGGCUGCAGCAAGACUGUCUGAGAACCUGCAGAACUCUGCAGCAUCUAGCAGAACAAAAUGGAAGGGCUGCGGCAGGGUGGAGGAGACAGCUGCACCACAGGUGGAGGAGGAGAGAGCUUAAAUCCAGGAUCAUCUACAUUGAGGAUCAUCCUGGUAGGGAAAACAGGCAGCGGGAGAAGUGCCACUGGGAACAGCAUCCUCUGCCAGCCCGUCUUUGAGUCCAAGCUGGGGGCCCAGUCGGUGACCAGGAAGUGUCAGAGGGCAACAGGCAUGUGGAAUGGGAGGACCAUCCUGGUGGUGGACACGCCCCCCAUCUUCGAGGCCGGGGCCCAGGAUCAAGAGGUGUAUGAGAAUAUCGGAGCCUGUUACCUGCUGUCGGUGCCAGGGCCCCACGUGCUGCUGCUGGUGACCCAGCUGGGGCGCUUCACCGAGCAGGACGUGAUGGCCGUGACCAGGGUGAAGGAGGUCUUUGGGGUAGGAGCCGAGAGACACAUGGUCAUCUUGUUCACCCACAAGGAAGACUUAGAGGGUGGUUCCUUGGAUGAGUAUGUGGCAAACACAGACAACUUCAGGCUGAGGAGCCUGGUCCGGAAGUGCGGGUCGAGAUACUGCGCCUUCAACAACCGGGCCUCUGGGGACGAGCAGAGAGAGCAGCUGGCCGAGCUGAUGGCCGUGAUCGAGGGGCUGGAGCGGGAGCACCAGGGAGCCUUCCUCACCAAUGAGCUCUUCUUUGAUGCACAGAUUCUCCAGCAGAUGGGGGGUGGCGCCCAUGGAGAAGGUCAGAGGCACUACCUGGAUAAGGUACGGCUGCAGGUUGCAAAGCAAAAGCAAGGCUUGAAAAAGGCUGAGAGAAACUGGGUCUUCAAGACAGUCUUCCGACUCAGAGUCUGGAUCAUUGUGAAUUAUGAGCUUUGUGUUUGUCUUGUUUGGUGCAGUUUACUUUUUCUUCUUAUUCUGCUGAUCAUCCUGUACCAUCUUUAAUUCUGUGUGCUAUCUGUGUGGCAGAGCCAUUUCUCAAAUAUCACCUCAUGGAUUCAUUGUUUAACUCAGAAAUAAAGUCUCCCGGUCUGCCGAGGACAUGGUUUGUUGUCUCUGCAGCUCCCAUGACCCUCUUUCCUUGUAGAUUUCUGGCUUGGUUCAUGCCUCCACUGCUUCCUUGGUGAAGUCAUGUGCUUCAGAGCAAGACAACAACAGAGUUUCAGGGAUGCCUGGCUGGUGUGUGCACCAUCCCAUUUACUUUGCAGUGACCAGCUCAGUCAUGGGCCUGAGACCAAAGUUGGGCCAAUGGGAAGUGAGUAAAAGUCUGCAGAGGUGGGGCCAGGAGGCAUCUCCUUGCCCAGGAGAGACCCCCAUAGAGAGACAGUCUCUUCUUCCUCAGGACACUAUGGCAUCUGAGUGCAAGGCAUGGAAAGACAGCAGCCAUGUGAGGUUGAAGGCAAAAUGUUAGGGUUCACAAGAGGCUCAUGGCAUAUAGUUAAAAUAUGGCCCAUUGUGGUGCCCUGACAAACAAGUGAUGAAGUCACAGUGGCCACAUUGCCUGGGUGGGUGACCUAUUUUCCCUGAAGGCAUUCUCCCGUUUCUCCCUGCUGGUCCCCAUUUCUCAAGACUAUGUGACCCCCCAACUGUGAGACCCCUUCAACUGUGUGACCACAAGACCCCAGCUGCAGGCUAAAGAUAAACUAAGGCCCCUCCCUUCAAGGCUCAAUUGCCCACCAAUAAGUAUAAGAAAGGUUGUCUGUAAAAGGAGGGCACUGGUUUUUCUCUAAAGCCAGUUUCUUUCUUUCUUCCUGUAAUGAAUCUUUUUCUGCCUGAAUGC
Capra hircus (goat) is the source of this 2017-nucleotide messenger RNA. Its product is annotated as GTPase IMAP family member 5. Lineage: Eukaryota; Metazoa; Chordata; Mammalia; Artiodactyla; Bovidae. The transcript is spliced from 3 exons. Gene Ontology annotation, molecular function: GTP binding. Bases 259 to 1182 code for a protein of 307 amino acids. The record is from RefSeq and is a predicted model, not a curated record.